CAACACUCAACACCCACUCCCGCAGAUUGUCCCUUUGAAUUAUUUCUCAGCACAAACGCACAAUUCACCUUCCCGCGCUGCAUCACACAAUUUUCAAUACAUACCAGGAACCAUGCCCAUCCCAACCUUCAUCUCGAUCUCUGACAAUGAUGACAUGGAUAUCAACCUCCCCCUGUCUCCCAUUUCAGGCAACGAGGAGACUCGUCAUCAACGAACCGAAGCCCGCUUUCAGAAUAGUGCCCGCAAACAUCGCCAACGUCUUGGUAACAACAAUCGAAUGAUGUGCAAGAUGCCGCUUGUGGAGGAUGCUCUGGAACGCGACGGCCUUGCUAUCUCCAACCACAAGGAUGCCAAAGAAGUCGAUCGUGCUCUGACGCGAAUGCUGGCAAUGGUCUCCAACAAACAAACAGGCAAAGAUGCCCAUCACCAAUCCAUCUCUUCCCAAGAUUCACUGUGCUUCUUUGACUAGCUAAUGAAUGCCUCCAGAUAGCUGCAUAGCACAGUGUCAGUACCACUCUUUAUCGAAGUCCGACACAAAGUACCUCCAGUGUACAGCAAAACGGCUAACAUCUCUCCUGAUCCCUCCGAAGACAUGAGCCCUCGGCAAGACCAACAGAA
Seminavis robusta is the source of this 618-nucleotide messenger RNA. NCBI's taxonomy places the organism in Eukaryota, Bacillariophyta, Bacillariophyceae, Naviculales, Naviculaceae. The record is from the annotation of a GenBank genome assembly.